Molecule: messenger RNA, 869 nt
Organism: Salvia miltiorrhiza (redroot sage)
Lineage: Eukaryota; Viridiplantae; Streptophyta; Magnoliopsida; Lamiales; Lamiaceae
Product: CASP-like protein 1B1
Exons: 3
Coding region: 138-731 (197 amino acids)
Source: RefSeq, a predicted model, not a curated record
AACUAAUUGCACAAGAUUAGCUCCUAGUUAGACUAACCAAAAGAAAAUUACUAGGUAAAUGCUUCUCUGUGUCUGUAUAUAUAUGACAUACGUGUGUGUAUGAAAAUUCACUACCAACAAUCACUGCUGCCGCGUCAAUGGCUUCAGAAGGAGGAGAGAAGCCGGAGGGCUCCUCGAAGGUCGACUGGAUCAUCAUGUUGCUUAGGGUGGUAGCGUUUCUACUAACGCUGGCAGCUACGCUGGUUAUGGCGCUCAACAAGCAGACCAAGACCAUAGCCAUCGCGACAAUCGGAACAGUACCUCUCCAAGCCACCCUCACUGCCAAGUUUCAACACACUCCUGCAUUUGUGUUCUUUGUGAUUGCUAAUGGCAAUGCUGCUCUUCACAACUUGCUGAUGCUGCUGCUCGGUUUUGCUCGAUCCAAGUUCAACUUUAAAGGGCUCGCUCCCUUGGUUAUUCCGGUCUUGGACUUGGUGAACGUGGCGAUUGUCUCCGGCGGCGCAAGUGCGGCGGUGUUCAUGGGGCAGCUGGGGAGGAAUGGGAAUUCCCAUGCGCGGUGGAACAAAAUAUGCGACAAAUUUGAGAGCUUCUGCGACCGCGGCGGCGCCGCCAUGAUCUCUUCACUCGUUGGGCUUUUGCUGAUGACUAUAAUCUGCGCGCUUUCUAUCAUUAGGCUUCGGAAUCAUUACACUUACAACAAGCUUGCUCUCAACUCUUCUACUGCUCCUUAAAUUAUCUCUAUCCUCUGAUUGUGAUUUCUAGUUUUCAUGUUAUUGUGUUAUUUUCUUUUUCUUUUUUGGAGGAAAACAUGGUUAGUUUGUAAUGUUGUUUGAUAAAAUUAUGGAAUAACCCAAGGUAAUGUUUGUUUC